Molecule: messenger RNA, 387 nt
Organism: Hibiscus syriacus
Lineage: Eukaryota; Viridiplantae; Streptophyta; Magnoliopsida; Malvales; Malvaceae
Exons: 1
Coding region: 1-387 (128 amino acids)
Source: RefSeq, a predicted model, not a curated record
AUGGCUUCAACAUGCAUGUCCAACUGCAUCAAUGACACUAGGGUCCCGGUCAGGCCAACAUACGUCAACCUCUACAAAUGGCCGGAAUCGGAUGCGGAGUUCGUCAGUCCACUGAGCUCUCACGGGUGCAGCAGUGCAGUUGAUAGCAUCCGGUGCAGGCAAAUGUACCUGAGGAGCCAUACGUUUCACAGGAAUGAAGCCCAGCCUGCGAAGAAAACGAAAUGCUUUGGCAGAGUUGAUAACAAGGAAACAAACCAAAACAAGCCCAAGAAGAAGUGCACGGCGCUGAGAAAGGCUAAACAAGUGUCUUGUGCUGCCCUGUUGGCCGUGUUUCGCAGGCUGUUGUCUUGCACCACCAAGGUUGAUGUGGCUGAUCAUGGAGAUUGA